UUGCGGUUAAGAUUCCUCCUGUUCGAAAAGAGGAAUAAUUGGGAAAAUGCAGCAAUUUGAACCAAUUUGUGCCACAUUUGUCUAUUGUUGUUGUUGCUUGUUGACAUUCACUCCACGCACGUUGGCAAAAUGGCUGCCAAAAAGACCUUCAAAAUCAAGCAGAAGCUUGCCAAAAAGUUGAAGCAGAACAGGCCUAUUCCCCAAUGGAUCCGCAUGAGGACGGGAAAUACCAUCAGGUAUAACGCCAAGAGACGUCACUGGAGAAGGACAAAGCUGAAGUUGUAAACAACUCCAAACAAAUCUUACCUUUCCGCAUUUUUUUUUCUUUUUCUGCUUCAUUUUGAUGUAUCAAACAGAAUGAAGAUUUGUUCACAUUUUAUCUGUAAACAACCGUAUAGAGGAUUUCCCUUUUUAUAAUGUUCUGAUUCAUUUUGUUGAAAUAAAUGAAAUGAAAGCUUAA
Molecule: messenger RNA, 460 nt
Organism: Bemisia tabaci
Lineage: Eukaryota; Metazoa; Arthropoda; Insecta; Hemiptera; Aleyrodidae
Product: large ribosomal subunit protein eL39
Biological process (GO): translation
Cellular component (GO): ribosome; cytosolic large ribosomal subunit
Molecular function (GO): structural constituent of ribosome
Source: RefSeq, a predicted model, not a curated record